This is a messenger RNA of Arvicola amphibius (Eurasian water vole), 3832 nucleotides long. RefSeq names its product UBX domain protein 4 (gene Ubxn4). Gene Ontology annotation, molecular function: protein binding. The record is from RefSeq and is a predicted model, not a curated record. The transcript is spliced from 13 exons. Bases 214 to 1737 code for a protein of 507 amino acids. NCBI's taxonomy places the organism in Eukaryota, Metazoa, Chordata, Mammalia, Rodentia, Cricetidae.
GGAGCGUGCUUUUCCUGCCGAGCGCGCUCUUGUGCGCGUCCCCAGGGGGGCGGCUGUCGGGCUUACGAGUCGGUGAGAAGCUGGAUCCUCAGACGCGGCGUCCGACCAGCCGGUGGUUCCCCGGGCCGCGAGGCCGGAAAACGAGGAGGGCGGGCCCGGCUGCGGGACCGCGGCGACGACACACCGAGCGAGCGCCUGGGCCUGAGGGGAGCGAUGCUGUGGUUCCAGGGCGCCAUUCCGGCGGCCAUCGCGUCGGCUAAGAGGAGCGGCGCGGUCUUCGUGGUGUUCGUGGCAGGUGAUGAUGAGCAGUCCACGCAGAUGGCUGCAAGCUGGGAAGAUGAGAAAGUGACAGAAGCAUCUUCAAACAAUUUUGUUGCAAUUAAAAUUGAUACCAAAAGUGAAGCUUGUCUGCAAUUUUCACAAAUUUAUCCUGUAGUGUGCGUUCCAUCCAGCUUCUUUAUAGGAGACAGCGGAAUCCCUUUGGAAGUAAUAGCAGGGAGUGUUUCCGCAGAAGAACUUGUUACAAGAAUUCACAAAGUCCAACAAAUGCACUCAUCAAAAGGUGAAACAUCAGUGACAAAUGACAACCAGUCAGAAAGUUCAGUAUCUACCCCAUCUGCCUCAUUUGAACCUAAUGAUGUAUGUGAAAAUACUGAGUCCAGAAACACAGAGCAUUGUGAGACACCAGCGGCUUCUGACACAAAGUCAGAUACUGCAACAGGAGGAGAAUGCUCAGGUCAUGACAAUCCCUCCCAGGAGCCUCUUGGAUGUUCAAACCAGAAACCAGCAGAGGAUCUCACCGUCAAAGUAGAAAGACUAACAAAAAAGCUUGAAGAAAGGAGAGAAGAGAAAAGGAAGGAAGAAGAACAGAGAGAGAUUAAGAAGGAAAUUGAAAGGAGAAAAACUGGAAAGGAAAUGUUGGAUUAUAAGAGGAAACAAGAAGAGGAAUUAGCAAAAAGAAUGUUAGAAGAAAGAAGCAGAGAAAAGGCAGAAGACAGAGCGGCUCGAGAGCGCAUCAAGCAGCAGAUAGCGCUGGACCGUGCAGAGAGAGCUGCUCGUUUUGCAAAGACGAAGGAAGUAGAGGCUGCCAAAGCUGCUGCCUUGCUGGCCAGACAGGCAGGAGCAGAAGUCAAGAGGGAGUCUUCUGCUCGAGACAGAAGCACCAUUGCAAGAAUUCAGUUCCGGCUGCCUGAUGGCUCUUCCUUUACAAGUCAGUUUCCUUCUGAUGCGCCGUUAGAAGAAGCAAGGCAGUUCGCUGCACAGACUGUUGGCAACACUUAUGGUAAUUUUUCGCUAGCAACCAUGUUUCCCAGGAGGGAGUUCACCAGAGAAGACUACAAGAGGAAGCUGCUGGACCUGGAGCUCGCACCCAGUGCCUCCGUGGUGCUGCUGCCAGCAGGACGACCAGCCACAUCUAUUGUCCACUCUUCCAGUAGAGACAUUUGGACAUUACUGGGGACGGUGCUUUAUCCAUUCCUGGCCAUAUGGAGACUAAUUAGCAACUUUUUAUUUAGUAAUCCUCCUCCUGCACAGACUUCAGCAAGAGCCACAUCCACAGAGCCUUCAAACCCUGUGUCAUCCAGCAAGUCAGAGAAAAGGGAACCAGUCCGAAAAAGAGUGCUGGAAAAACGAGGGGAGGACUUUAAAAAGGAAGGAAAAAUAUAUAGACUGAGGACUCAAGAUGACGGCGAAGACGAAAACAACACCUGGAACGGAAACUCUACGCAGCAGAUGUAGUGUAGCAGGCACAGUGUGUGCAGUCUUCACUCUUUCCCUUAGGGUUCCACUCAGCUAGACCUUUGCUGGAGAAGUGAAUCUGCUUGUUUUCAGACCAUGUACACAGCCUUUAUUUCUGCUUAGAGGUUAUGAGUUAAAGUUUAACCUGAAAAUGUCAGAACAGACAUAGCUGGAUGCUAGGUCCUUGUAUAGGGAAACCAGCUGCUCUCCCAGCCACCUACCAGUUCCUGCUCAAACUUUACAGCCCUCUAGCCCAAUGUUUCAUUUAGAAUACUUUUUGCUUCAAGAUUUUUAAGCCACACAAAGUAAUUGGUAUGUCACUGGGUAAUCUGACCUUAGAGCACUCUGCUAGCUGACCAGGUGAUAACCAGUGUUUAGCGUUUCUCUUUGCACUCAUCAACAACAAACAAAAUCUUGUAGUUUUUGAUCUUACUUAAACCUUGAAUAAAAAAAAGUUUUCUAAAAAUGAGAAUAAUCUUAUUUUUGCUGUAAGCAUCUUUCUGUUGUACAGGGCUGUGUCAAGGUCACUUUUGUCUGACUUUUUCCUCCCAGUGCUGCCCUGAAGAUGUCAGCAAAAUGACUGGCUACCUUUUCUUUGAAAUGUAAAAAUUUAGGGAUUCUAAAUGUUAUGGAGACCAAAUCCCAAGUGUCCUAGGUCACUGAGGUAUUUAUUUGUUUUGUAAUCUGUUCUCAUCGAUGCCAAGCAGUCGAGAAUGGCCAGUCUGCAGCUUAAUUUGCACACUCACAUUUGUUAUAAAGUUUCACAUUUCUAGGACCGAGUAUAGACUAGGGUAGAGACUAAAGCAAACCUUCCUUCACUGAGGUUAUUCCUAAGAGUGUGGAAGACAUUCUCUAAUUGAACUUCUUCCACUAAAAGUUGUAAUGUUUGAACCAUGGGCUGGGUAUGUGUGACAGUUCCUCUGUUCUUAGAGUAACUGCGUGUCAAGGAAGACUGACUUGGAUUUGUGAUUGGAGGGAGAGCUUUCUCCCCUGUGGGAUAAUAGGUUUGUAAGAUGGGAGUGUUGGCAGGAAGUAGAGUGGCUGCUGAGCUGCUGGGGGCAGCAGAACCUUUCUGAAAACAUGCCCAGAAACUUUAAUGUUUCAUACUUUAACAAUAACCUUUUCUAAUUAGUGAUGAUCAUCAUUGCAAAAGUUUAGCUAUUACUAAUUUAAUUUAAAAACUGGAAACAACUAAAUGCUCUCUGUGGAUGUAAUUUCUGCUGAGAAGUGGUACACACUAAUCCAGCACUUGCCAUGUUUACUGAAUGCCUGCUGUGUGUUAGUGAAAAGAAGGUAGGAGACCUAGCAUAGGCUGAGUCCGACUAUAUGUCCUAGUUUUCUUGUAGUCUUGAAUUUUUUCAGUCUUCUGCAUUGAUCAUAUUAUUUACAUUAUUUAAAGAGAGUUUUGCCAGGUGUCGUUGGUGGCUCACACUUAAAAUCCCAGCACUUAGGAGUCAGAGGCAGUCUAAUUCAGGGGCCAUCGUGGUCUACAUAGCAAGUUCAGGCCAGCCAGGGCUACAAGAUAAAACCUUGUCUCAAAAACAACAAAAAUGUGAGUUUUAAUUUGCUAGCAACCGAUUGAUUUAAAAUCCAGUCUUCUAAAAAUGCAGCAAGCUGGGUGUGGCAUCUCAUGUUUGUAGUCCGAGUACUUGGGAGGCAGAGGCAGGAGUAUCAAAAUUUCAAGAUUAUCCUCAGUCAAGUCCAGCAUAGGCUGAAUAAGAUCCUGUCUCCACAACAGCAAGUCAAUAUAUGAUUUUUUAAAAAAUACUUGUCAAGUGGGUAUGAAUCCUGGAAAAACAUUAAGUACCUCAAGUCAGUUUGUCUUGAAGAAAAUCAGAUACAAAUCUUAAAAUGUACAUAAUUCAUGUUUCAUUAAGAGGGUUCCUUCUGAACUUUAUCUCUUAAAAAAGUACACAUGGUUGAAAAAGCUCCAAAAUAUAAGGUAAUGGUGUCUCUGUCAUGGCGUCAUACCCCACUACCAUUCCUCAGAGGCAACCUCUAUUAAUAAUUUCUAAUGUAAUUUUCAGAAAAAUUUUAUGCAUAUAAGCAAAUAUGUAAUGUUUAUUUUUAAAUAAAUGGGAUCAUAUUGUAUGUA